CGAGUUUUUAUUAGUGAAUUUUUUUUUGUUACUGAAUUUUUUUUUUAUUACUGAAAGAAACGAUUAAAAUUCUCUUAUAAUGAGUAAAUUGUUUGCUUGUAAUUAUCGAUUUUAUUCAAACAUUUUAAUGAUGAUUGUAAUGGUAAUCGAUUGUGGUUCAUUUAUUCAAUCAUAUCAAGAUCCAAACUACAAAAACAUUGUUUAUAACAAACCAAAUUCAUUUAAUUGUGAUAAAUCAGUAUAUGACAAAUUUUAUCUAUGUGAAAAAAUACAACAAGCAAGUUGGAAAAUGCAUCGUGAUGAUUAUAUGAAUCCUACAACAGAAUUUUGCUGUUUUAUUUGGGAUUUUAUGGAUUGUGAAAUAAAAGAGGCGGAAAAAUGUUCAAAAGAUUUUGCAAACCAAAUUGAAGCAGACACUAAACAAUUUUAUGAACCAACGUGUAGACAUAUUGGCGCAGAAUAUAAAAGUUAUUCUUGUGUAUCUUUUUUGAGUAAAGCAGCUUCUGUUGGUAUUGGAGCUUUUUUAGCUGGUUUGCUUUCGUUUUGUGCAUACCAUUUUAGAAAAGGAAUUAAUACAAUAACAAACCAAAUGCGUGUCUUAGGAGGAUUUCCGAUAAUUGAAACAUCACCAACAGCAGUGAUGUCAAAUGAACCGAUGACAGAAAUAUCACCAACAACGACAACAGAAGUGACGAGAAUUAAACUGAAAGGAAUUGCACCAAUGAGAACAACACCAACAAUGAUGUCAGAUAAACCGAUGAUAGAAAUAUCACCAACUACAACAAAAACAUCAGGAAUAAUUUUAGAAAAGAUGAUGAAACUAUCACAAGCAUUAGCAGCAGAAUCUGCAAUGAUGCCAGAUUCUAUCGCUUUGAAAGUAUAAGAUUAUUUGAUAAUUUCAAUAAAAACUUAUACCUGAUAAAAUUGAUUCAUUAA
Molecule: messenger RNA, 936 nt
Organism: Dermatophagoides pteronyssinus (European house dust mite)
Lineage: Eukaryota; Metazoa; Arthropoda; Arachnida; Sarcoptiformes; Pyroglyphidae
Source: RefSeq, a predicted model, not a curated record